Messenger RNA from Numida meleagris (helmeted guineafowl), 7081 nucleotides. It is a transcript of the gene DENND2C, whose product is annotated as DENN domain containing 2C. Lineage: Eukaryota; Metazoa; Chordata; Aves; Galliformes; Numididae. The coding region runs from base 3983 to 6928 and encodes 981 amino acids. The record is from RefSeq and is a predicted model, not a curated record. The transcript is spliced from 19 exons.
UAGGUGUUCGUGCUCCUUCGCGCACUGAGGACCGCUGACAGCCGCCGGAGACGGCCCUGCAGGAGCCCUACACGCGGCCGUGCCCGCUCGGUGCUGCCCGUGUCCCGGCGGCGGCCGCUGACAUCGCCGCGUGGAGCAGAGGAGCGGCCGAGCCAUCCCGAGUGCUGUCCUGGCGGGGCUGCAGGGCGGAGCGGGGCUUCGUGGGGGUGAGGGAAAGGCCUCAAACAGCGUUUGCUGCAGCGGUGGCAGCGGCUCGUCCAGAUCAGGAGCCCGCGCUCCCCAGGAUCACGGUGUUUCUCUCCAGCACGCUUAAACCUGUCCCUUCGAGCUUGUGGGCAGCACUGAGGGAAUUGCCCGCUGUCUGAGCAUUCAGAUGGUAAAAACUGCGUGGGGAGGGUGUGGUGAGCAAAGAAACAGACCCUGAAAGACUCCUGGACAGGCUGUGCCAAAAAACCAUGUCUGGCUGCGGGUUCAGGUUUGCUCAGGGGAAAGGCAAGCGCAGAGAGUGUCUGAGGAGGUCAGGAGGUGGAGUUUCAUCCCUUGAGAAAGAGUCAGCCAAAGCUUUCUCGUCCCUGCAAGAGUUGUAGGACCCACAAGGUCAAUCUUAGCCUCCUUUUGCCGUGUAGUUUUGCCAUCAGUUCUAUGGCCAGGUGUCAGGUCAGAUGGGACUCCAUUCCACAUCGUGAAACAGAAGCUCUGAAUGAGUUAAUCGGCAGAGUUGCUCUGGAUGGAAAUGGAGAUGACUAAGCACACCACAUUCCUGAAGCAUUACUUAUUUUGAUAUAAAAUCUGCUGUUUGGUACUGCCCAUGUCUUUCGCCCAUCUGAAUGACACAGUUUUGUUCAGAAGAGCUUCAAGUUUGUUCUGAAGCUGAACAGAAUGAGAGUAGCUGAAAGCUGUAGGAGUCCUUCCUGCUGCACUGGCCGUCCCCUCAUCCUUCCAGGACAGCUUCCCUAGCCUUCCCAAGACCAGAAGCUGCCUUGUAUUGGGCUACAAGCCCAGGAGGUUUAAUGGCAAGGAGUUCUGUCAUCUCUUAGGUGACUUAGAGCCACGUGGCUCAUAAAAGGAGCAAAAGAUUGCUUCAGAACUGCAUGGGCUUGCCAGAUCGUUGAUUUGCUUGUUCUCAUGCCUGCUGCACAGCGGGAUAAGGUAAGGUGGUGUGCUAGUGUCUUUGUUUAGCUAUUUAGCUGCCAGCAUGAUCUGUUGAGGGGGAUUGCAGGGAGCCGGUGGCACCCACAGCUCUGAAGGGUAUUUUAUUCUUGAACAGUGCUGGCAGCAGUUCUCUCCUUGAGUAUGUGUCUUCAGGAAACCGAACUGUCUUGAGACUGCAUAGAAAAUGCUUAGUAUGCUUUCUGGCUUUCGGAAUUGGAAGAGGAGUAAGGGCUACCUGUCAUGUGUUGUGAACGUGCCUCAUUCGUCUGCUUUGGAUAAAGAUGUGGAAACUUGUUUUGACCCUCUCAGAUCCAUGCUGUCUCUCUUACGGGGAGAAAUGUGUGCUAUUUCUGCCAUACUUUGCUUGUGGCUAUUGCUUUCAAUAAAUUAAUUCAGUAUUUUUUGCUACGCUAUGCAGCUGUAAGUACUAAUGCUGUAGGGAUGAUACAGCUGGCUGUUGUGGAAAUAAUAGAAAGCGUAUUGGUGCUGCUGAAGGUGUUAGGAAGGAGACAUCGAGACAGAGGCAGUCGCUGAGACAGAGGCAGUCACUGAAAGUCAGGUUAAUCCGUGAAAAGAAUGAUGGGGUGGUCCCUGCUGUGCUGACUGCCUGACUCAGGUGAUCUCUGCGGGUUGUGUGUCUCUAAGCUAUGUGUUGGCCUGUCUCGGGCUGUGUCUGGGGCUAUCUGGCAUGGGUCAGACCGCUCCAGACUCCUCUUUCUUCACUAAAUAUCAGCCUGUACCGCUGGCCCUGGCUUGUGUUAUGAGCUUAGAUUGAAUGCCUAUAUCCUGAUAGCCGCCAGCUGCCUGGCAAGCCUGUGCAGGUGAAGAGCCGCAUUCUUCUCCUUGGAGGAUGGGUUAUUUUGGAAGACAGUUCAGUGCUGUGGCUGGUGGAGCAGCAUUUAGCAGGAGAGCGUGAGGUGCUUUGAACUUGUCUUCUUUUGCCUUCAUUUAAGAUGAGCCAGGAGCUGUAUUUCUACCUGUAUAUGGUAAUGCAAAGAUCAGUGACAUGCCUUGGAAAGACCUUUGCUGUUCCACUCAGAGCAAUGUGGUUUCUAAGGUGGCUGAAGGGAGGCUGUUUCCCAUCUCUUCUAGUCUGGCUUUUCCCACUGGAGCCCGUGGCCCAUGUAUCCUGGCUAGCCUGUGCUUUAGGUCCUCGGGAGCAGCCCGGAGUGCUGUUUUUCUAGUAGUUCCAGUGGAAUAGCAAAGAGGAAAGUUGCUUUGCUGUCUGCUAAUCAGGGCUGUGCAGACAGGGAUUGAGGAAGGAUGGAUCUGCUCUGGCUCAGGAUGUUUUGGAAACAAUGCCCUAUUUAUAGAAGAGAGCAGCGGCCUGGGGCUGCGGGUGAGCAGCAGGGGAGCAGCCUGGCCCAGGGUCUCACCGUGGGGUGUGGUAGCACACAGCAGUACCCCGGGCAGAGGAGUCAGGAAUGGUGGGACUGUGGGUGUGGUUUCCGUUUUCUUAACAGUUGUGUGUCAUUCUUAGACUUGUUCUGCUCUUUUCCUGCCCCCGUGUGAUGGGAUCGACAGCCCUGGUUAGUUUGCUAGUCCCCUGCCUGCUCCUUGCUGCUGGCGGGGUGGGAGGGCGUGCUGUGCUGUGCUGCAGUUGGCAGUGCUGCAUGCACAGGCGCAGCUGGGCUGCACUGCUUUGGAGACAGGGCUGGGUGGUGGUCAGGAGAGGUGCUGGUAUGAACGUGUUGAGGAUAUGGCAGAGUGCUGGUGGGGGACAGAGGGCUGAUGAUGCAGCGUAUACCUCCAGCUCAGUUGCUUACUCAGAUAGACCAAGUUCAGCCCAUUCAUUGACCGGAGAACCACAGAUUGGUUGGGUUGAAAUGGACCCCAGAGCCCCCCCAGCCCCUCUCCCAGCUCAAGCUGCCCAGGGCCUCAUCCAGCCUGGCCUUGAGCACCUCCAGAGGUGGGGCAUGCACAGCUUCUCCGGCCAGCCUGUGGCAGGGCCUCCCUGCCCUCUGAAUUAAGAAUUUCCUCGUCACGUAUAACCUAAAUCUUCCCUUUUCUAGUUUAAAACUCUCCCAGUGAUGAGUGGGAGAGUUAUUCGCAGCUGCCUGGGGCAAUAUUAUAAAAAAUACUUCACUGCAAGAACCUGUAUUGUUCUCUCUGAAGACUGGCAGCAGUGACCUUUUUGCCACAGCAAGCAGUGCUGCUUUGGAACGAAGUGUGGCAGGCCAGCAGCAUGCAGAGGCUUGGUGCUACGUGUGUAGGUGCUGGAUCUCUCCAGCCACCCACGUUCUCCCUGGUGGUAAGGCAGCAGUUUCCUUGCCUUUCUUGCUGCAGGACUAUCUGGAUGACUAUCUGGUAGGAGAAAUCACAUCAUUUCUUUAGUGUUCUUUCUCUGCUGAUCUAAACAUGGGUCUCUUUUUCCCUUGAGCAAGAGAAUUCGCCAGUUUUUACUGCCUUUUGACUCCUGUCGUCUGUCUUUCUAAAACUUCCCCUAACUGCCAGCCACUGCCCUCCAGUUUCUCUGCUGGCAAAGUUACAUCAAGUGUCGACAUGCAGAACAUCAAACAAGUUUUCACUUGUGCUAUUGAGCUCUUCUCCAGUCAGCACAACCAUGCAAGUCUUCUGUGUGAAGCAGUAGCCAUCCUGCUAUUGCUGACUCUGGAGAAGCAGACGUGGUUCCCUGUCAAUAGAGCUGAUGUGGGUCUUGUAUCUUGCUGUGUAGAGAGCUCUGGUGGAGACGUGCUGCUGCAGUGGUUGACUGUGGGCUGCCUGAGGUGCUUCGAGCAGAGCAUCAGAGAAACAGAGCACUCCUAUUUAGCCUGCAUCAGUACAAACACACCGCAGAGGGGCUGGCUGGGAGUUCUGCUGCAGGCAAGACAUGGUUACACUAGCAGGCAGUUCUUCCACGACUCAGGGGCUCUUGGAUGCCACUGGAUGCUUUGGAGUCUCGUGCCAGCUUGAUGCAUGCAAGACACAGGUGAAACUGGGCAAAACUGGAGAUGGGGUGUUUGUAAGCACGUUGGCACUUGCCAUGCACCCAGUAGGGACAGGUGACAGUAGCUUCUCCCGCUCUGCUGUGCAGACCCUCUCUCGGAGCCACUGCCGCAACAUCAAACAGAAGAUCUCCCAGUGGGAAGGGAGAACACAAGGGUGCUCCAGCAAGGACAGACAGCAGCUGAAUGAUUUUGGGGUAAAAUAUGAUCCAGGCUGUGAUGUUUUGUCCAAAGUGAAGCCGGAAGAUAUAGAGAAGGGCAGAAAGGAUGGGUGUAAAGAUCCAAAGAACUUGGGUUUGGACUUCAGGGAAAAUGCCGGGAGCUGCUUGCAAACUGCUGACUGUGGUGACCUCAAGUCCUGUGUGUGCAGCCAUGCUUCCCAAGCCAAGGAGAAUGGAGAAUGGCAAGCAGGCUUCCCAGACCCUGAGGAGGCACUACCCCCGGGCAACUUCUACACUUUGCAAGGGCUGUGGAGGAAAGUAGAUCCUACCAAAGCCCUGCCAGUUCCUGUGGACCUUCAGAAGAAGCAGGGAAACUGUGGCUUUGCAGAAAGAGAAUGGAAAGCCAAAGGAAUGGAGUUGCCGUGCAGGGCAGAGAGGAAUGUGAAAAACACUUACUUGGAGGCUGGGGAGCAAGAGGAGAAGCUGGCUGCUGUCCCGCCACCCAAGCCCCGGAGGACUUUCCGCUAUCUUGCAGAAAACUGUGCCAGUAGCUGCAGCGAUGCCAGUGCUACUAAGGAAGCUCCCCUGCAAAAGCAACAUGGACGAGACUUGGUUUCGUUCUCCAACGGUCUUGAGAAGAGAACAGUCAACAGGAGGAUCCGAGGAAGAAUCCAGAGGAAAUCCUUUGAGUUUGAGGACAUCCAGGGCUUCCGCAACUGUAUGCCUGCCACCAGGUCCCAUAAACUUCAAGAAGAAACAAAUGGCACUGCAGGAUCCAGGCUCAUCUGCACGCAGUCAGAAGACAACAUCUAUGAGGACAUUAUCUGUCCUGCAAAAGAGAACCCCUAUGAAGAUAUCAGAGUGCUGCCUUUACCCCUAUGGAAGGUCCCAUCUGUUUGGAAAUUACCAUCUUCCCAAAGCACUAGUAGAGCUCCAAAGCUUCCUCCAAAACCUUCCUUCCUCAGUCGCAAGACUUUUGAGCUAAAGCCUUCCCUGACAAGUUUGCAAGGGAAAAUGGUGAAGGACACGACCUUGCCGGUCACACUGACCGACUGGAAGCUGUUCCAAGCAGUAGAGGCUACUAGCAGGAGAAAGAACUUGCCCUGGAUGGUACUAAAAAUACAGGAGAUCUUUGUUUCUAAGCGUGGGAAGAAGAGGGUGAAGUUGCUCAAUCCUGCUGGGAGAGAAGUGCCUCCGACAAAAGGUGAAACCAGUGGGAAUGAAAGUGAUACGGAAAACCAGCCAAAAAGUCGACACAGGGGCCUGUUACUGGUGCAGUCAGCCUCCAAGAGGAACCCACACUACCAAACACUGGAGAGAGAUUUGAUAGAGCUCCAGGAGCAGCAGCUAUUUGAGCUGUUUGUGGUAGUGUCACUACACAAGAAGGCAUCUGAGAUAAAAUACACACCACAAAUCAUACAGCAGUUUCCCUGCAAGCCUGAACAUCGCUUCAGACAGUCAAAGGAUACUGAAGAGAGGCUAAAGGUCAUUCCCAAAUUCUGCUUUCCAGAUCCCAAAGACUGGUUUCCUGCAUCAGACCUUAAAAGUGAAACAUUUUCUUUUGUGUUGACGGGUGAGGAUGGCAGCCGCUGGUUUGGAUACUGCAAGAAGCUCCUGCCAGAAGGGAAAGGGAAGCGCCUUCCUGAGGUGUACUGCAUUGUCAGCCGCCUGGGCUGCUUCAACCUCUUCUCCAAGAUUUUAGAUGAAGUGGAGAAGAGGCGAGAGAUGUCCCCAGCCCUAGUCCACCCAUUUAUGCGCAGCGUAAUGGAGGCACCUUUCCCUGCUCCUGGACGCACUAUUACUGUGAAGAGCUUCCUGCCAGGAGCAGGAAAUGAGGUUAUGAAACUCUGCCGUCCGUCGGAUUCUCGGCUUGAGCACGUUGAUUUCGAAUGCCUGUUCAAGUGCCUAAGUGUCUCUCACAUGAUACGGGUCUUUGCCUCUCUCCUGCUGGAAAGGAGAGUGAUCUUUGUUGCUGACAACUUAAGCACCCUGUCUAAAUGUGGCCAUGCUGCAGUUGCAAUACUUUAUCCCUUCACUUGGCAACACACGUACAUACCAGUGCUACCAACUUCUAUGAUUGAUAUUGUGUGCUCUCCGACUCCAUUCUUAAUUGGCAUUCUCUCCUGCUCAUUACCACAGCUCCAAGACCUGCCUGUAGAAGAGGUUCUGAUUGUUGAUCUUUGUGCUGACAAGUUUCUGCAAGAGGUAUCAGAUGAAGAAGAGAUCCUGCCUCAUAAACUCCAGGCUGCACUUGUCCAAAUUUUGGAGGAACGAAAUGAAAUCUUGUCACAUGAGCAGAGCUGCAUACAAGGUGACAUGCCUCUUAACUCCCUGGUCUCUGAAGCUUUUGUGCACUUCUUUGUGGAGAUUGUUGGUCACUACUCCCUGCACAUGAAUGUUACAGAAAAAGGAGAGCGAGUGUUCCAGCGGGAACCAUUCCGUAAAUCCCACAUGUCACGCAAUGUCCGUCAUUUCCUGCACUUCUUCAUGGAAACACAGAUGUUUGCAGGGUUCAUACAGGAUCGAGAGCUAAGUAAGAGUGCUGUCAAAGGCCUUUUUGAGAUCCGUGCCUUGGAGUAUCUGGAGAGCAUUCCAGAGACUGAGCCGACAGGGAUGAACAAAAUCCUUCGCACUCUUGGAAGCAAGAUGAAAUUUCUCCAGAAGAAAUGAACGUGCGCUGCCGUGGAACGGCAAAGGGCCGUGAGGAGACGGGUGGGCACCCCCCAGCCCGGAACACCCCCCAGCCCGGAACCGGACUCAUAGCUUCCACCAGCUCUCAGGCGCCCCGCGCCGCCAUAAUAAGCAGCCGUGCCCCAACCACCU